AUGUUGAAACAUGGGAGUGAUGGCCGGGUGUUCCUCACUGUUAGGGUAAAACCCGGGGCUAAAAGUACUAAAAUUGUAGAAAUUGAUGAAAAUUGUCUACACUUGCAAAUCGCAGCCCCCCCAAGAGAUGGUGAAUGCAAUGAAGCCCUAAUCAAAUAUAUUUCGAAAAUUUUAGGGAUUAAAAAAACUGGCAUUUCACUAGUUUUGGGGCAUAAAUCCAGGGACAAGACUCUAAGUAUUGUGGGUAACUAUGCCGACAUUCUGGAUAAGAUUAACAGGCUUAAACAAAACUAA
Messenger RNA from Babesia microti strain RI, 294 nucleotides. Its product is annotated as UPF0235 protein Daro_3887. NCBI's taxonomy places the organism in Eukaryota, Apicomplexa, Aconoidasida, Piroplasmida, Babesiidae. Gene Ontology annotation, cellular component: cytoplasm. The record is from RefSeq and is a predicted model, not a curated record. The transcript has 4 exons. The coding region runs from base 1 to 294 and encodes 97 amino acids.